Messenger RNA from Elaeis guineensis (African oil palm), 2680 nucleotides. The record is from RefSeq and is a predicted model, not a curated record. Lineage: Eukaryota; Viridiplantae; Streptophyta; Magnoliopsida; Arecales; Arecaceae.
AUGUCUCAGAAGAUUAUUGAGUUUGAACAAGGAUGGGGUUUAUUGAAGACGGGGAUUGCCAAAUCGAUCAGCAUCCUCGAGGACGAACAAUCCCUGUCGUUCUGUUCAGACGAGUACAUGACUCUCUACACGACUGCCUAUAACAUGUGUAACCAGAAACGCCCUCAUAAUUACGCCGCAGCACUCUACAAAAACUACGAGGCAACUCUUGAAGAAUAUCUCAGGGAAAAGGUAUUUCCAUCACUGAAUGAGAAGCAUGAUGUGUAUCUGCUGAAAGAGCUUACUAAAAAGUGGUCAAAUCACCUUGUUCUGAUCAGAUGGCUGUCACGCUUCUUUGGUUAUCUUGACCGUUUCUAUAUCCCUCAAAGAUCACUUGAUUCUUUGCAAAAGAUUGGUUUGAUCUGCUUCCGUGAAUUGGUAUACAAUAAAAUUUAUGGUCGAGUCAAAGAUGAUAUUCUCACAUUGAUUUGUCAAGAGCGUGAAGGGGAGAAGGUUGAUCGUGGUUUACUGAACAACACUUUGCAAAUUUUUGUGGCCAUUGGGCAAGGCCAGAUGGAAUUUUAUGAGAAUGAUUUGGAGGCAGCAGUCCUUUACAGUACGGCUAAUUACUAUCACAAUAUGGCUCGAAAUCAUAUUACAGAGGACAGUUUCCCAGACUAUAUGAUUAUGGCAGAGCAGUAUUUGAAGCUAGAGGAAGAUAGGGCUUCUAGUUACUUGCAUAAAGGCACUAAACCAAAGCUGCUGGAGAUAGUACAAAAGGAGCUGCUGCUUUCACAAGAAAAUGAACUACUUGAGAAGGAACACUCUGGACUGCAUGUCUUGCUGCGAGAUGGCAAGGUUGAAGAUCUUAAAAGGAUGUAUGAGCUCUUUCAUUGCAUUAAUGGGGGUCUCGAUCCAAUUAUAUCGAAGUUUAAGCAGCAUAUUGUUUCUGAUGGGAAGUAUUUGGUCAAACAAUCUGAAGAUGCUGCUAGCAACAAAAAGGUGGAUAACCAAGACUCGGCUGGUGAAAUGGUUUUCAUAAAAAAGGUUAUUGAACUUCAUGAUGAGCAUUUAGGCUAUAUCGCUAAGUGUUUUAAUGGAAACAAUCAAUUCUACAGGGCACUUAGAGAAGCAUUUGAAGUGUUCUGCAACAAGAUGAUUGCUGGCACAUCUGUUGCUGAGUUGAUGGCUGCCCAUGCUGAUAAUAUUCUUAAAAAGGGUGGUGGGGGUGAAAAAAUAAAUGAGGGAGCUAUUGAAGAGGCACUUGAUAAGAUUGUGCAGCUUCUUGUUUACAUCCAUGACAAAGAUCUCUUUGCUGAGUUUUAUAGAAAGAAACUUUCUCACAGACUCCUUUUUAAUAGGAGUGCCAAUGAUGAACAUGAAAGAUUCAUCUUGUCAAAACUUAAGCACCAAAACGGUGUACACUUCACUUCAAAGAUGGAAGGAAUGAUAACAGAUAUGACAUUGGCAAAGGAGAAACAAGUUGGAUUUGUGAAGUAUUUGCAGAGCAACCCUCAGGAAAAUCUGUGCAUCGACUUGGAUGUCCAUGUAUUGACAACCGGAUUGUGGCCAAAUCAUAAGGCAACUGAUCUGCACCUUCCUGCAGAAAUGGCUAAUGGUAUUGAGGUUUUCAAUAAGUACUACUCAUCAAAAACUCACAGUCGAAAGCUUACUUGGAUAUUUUCUCUGGGAACUUGUACCAUGGUUGGAAGGUUUGAUGCAAAACCAAUUGAGCUCAUAGUCACAACACAUCAGGCAGCACUCCUUAUGCUCUUCAACACCUCAGAUAGAUUAAGUUACAAGGAAAUAACAGAACAACUGAACUUGCCCAACGAGGAUGUGAUUAGACUACUACACUCUCUAGCAUGUGCCAAAUACAAAAUCCUGCUCAAAGAACCAAAUAAUAGAAGCAUUUCUAAAAAUGACAUCUUUGAGUUCAACUCCAGGUUCACUGACAGGAUGAGGCGAAUCAAGAUUUCUCUUCCUUCUCCUGAUGAGAAGAAAAGGAUACACGAAGAUGUCAAUAAAGACCGACGAUUUGUUAUUGACGCUGCACUUGUGAGAGUCAUGAAGAGUCGGAAGGUCAUGGGUUACCAGCAGCUUUUGGUGGAAUGUGUACAGCAAGUCAGUCACUCAUUCAAGCCGGAUGUCAAGCUGAUUAAGAGACGGAUUGAAGAUCUGAUCGAACGGGACUACAUGCAGAGGGAUGAGGAUGAUGCAAGUGUCUUUCACUAUGUGGCUUAAAACAAGCAGAGAGGCUUAAGUUGGAGAGAACAUAGAAGUUGGAGCUUAUUGGUCUUUCAUGUCAGACUCCAUUCAAGAGAAUUUCUCUUUAGGAAUUGUUGCUUUUUCAAAUUUCUAUGUAGAUUUGCCUGGAGCAAGCAACAGCACUGAAUUUUGUUGCUCCUUUUUUUUUCUUUUAAUUUUUUGACUCCACUUUAUGGGGUGGAGUUUUUAAAUUUAGCAUUAGGAGUUGUGCACAUUCAGAGAUUUUUUUAGAUUUAAAUUAUAAAGAAGAUUAUGUCCACAUUAUUUCCUUUUUAUGACUCUAAAUCAAACUGAAGACUUCCAUAAUAUGAUGAAAGAGAACCAAAUGCCUACAUCCAAUUCUUGCUUGCUUGUGUCAUUUGGUCAUGUUCUCUGUUUUUACAAGUGUCUGUUCAUACUCAUGGACUUCGUCUUUCUGAUGUCUUAUCAACCU